This is a messenger RNA of Opisthorchis viverrini, 2098 nucleotides long. RefSeq lists its product as hypothetical. Gene Ontology annotation, molecular function: U3 snoRNA binding; rRNA binding. The record is from RefSeq and is a predicted model, not a curated record. NCBI's taxonomy places the organism in Eukaryota, Metazoa, Platyhelminthes, Trematoda, Opisthorchiida, Opisthorchiidae. The transcript has 14 exons. Gene Ontology annotation, biological process: maturation of SSU-rRNA from tricistronic rRNA transcript (SSU-rRNA, 5.8S rRNA, LSU-rRNA). Bases 1 to 1902 code for a protein of 633 amino acids. Gene Ontology annotation, cellular component: nucleolus; small-subunit processome.
AUGGACGAUUUAUCAGAUCUCCCCACUGAGGGAUCGGCGUUUGUACGUCAUUAUUCUUUUCCGUAUGAACAACUGGACUCUUUGGAUAUAAAUAUAGCUAGCACUGUUGUGGAUCCCACGAUUGGCUGUUACAAGUCUACAGCUCGAACACUCCAGUUCCCUCUCCUACCUUCCAAAAACCCGAUCGCACCCAAGCUUUCUGCUUUCGAUGAAGCUAUUUUCCAGCUGGUAUCCAACUAUGAGGAUAUGCUAUUCUGCCGUCGUUCUCCCGACAAUGUGACAGUUCGCACCAUCUAUUGUGCCCAUGCAUUAAAUCAUUCGCUGAGGUCACGAAAGUUGAUAAUGAAAAACAAUGAACGGGAAGCGAAGAUGGGCAUUUCAGACUCUUUGCGUGAUCAAGGUUUCCAUCGGGCACGUACCCUUAUUCUAGCGCCAACCAAGGAGGCCGCGCGUCGCAUUGUACAUACGUUUCUCAGACUCAUGCCUGAAGGAUCUACUGUCAGUCAUCGCCGUCGUUUCGAUCGGGAUUUUGGGCCUCAGCCUGGUGAAGCAGAUAAGGAGAAACGCAAAGGUCGCAAGCCAAGUGACUAUGAGGAGUGGUUUAGUUGUAACACAAGUGACCACUUCCGAAUAGGGAUUGCUUUUGCCAAAAAGUCUGUCAAACUUUAUUCAGCUUUUGCCGAGUCCGAUCUCAUCCUAGCAUCACCCCUGGGCUUACAAACCAUCAUAGACGAAGAAAAAGAAAAAGAAGCAGAUCUCCAGUAUAUCACUGCGUCUACUGAAUUGCUAAUUAUCGAUCAGGCGGAAAUGCUCCUGAUGCAAAACUGGGCCAAUGUACAAAAGAUUGUGUCCUUGCUCAAUCAACGACCAACUAAAGCAACCUUUGCUUCCGCAGCACGCAUUCGUCUUGGCUACCUCGCUGGGUAUGGAAGGCGUUAUCGACAGACACUGAUAUUCUCUGCUGUAUCUGCAGCGCCAAUCACUUUACUAACUGGUGACUGUGAAAAUUUCCAAGGUUUGAACUUCAUUCCUCCCCAACCUCGUUACCCCGGUUUGUACCCGUCUUACCUCCCCGAGGCAGUGCGAGUUCCUGGUACCAAGCGUAAUCCCACUAAGGUGGACAUAUUACAUCCGACUAGCAAACGAGGGAGGAUGGAUGGUGGCUUAACCUCUUGUUCUGAAGAGUUGAAGCUCAACCUUAUUGCGUUUGCUGUGUCUGGCCAGGCGUCACGUGGAGUGCAGUUAUCCACCGAAGACUCGGAUGUAGAAUCCCAUUCAGGUGAUGAAUCGUUUGGAGAAGUAAAGCGGAUAAAACUGGAUGUUUCGGUUGAAGAGCUCCGUAAAAAUCAGCUGUCCAUGGUUGAGCAAAUCCCCUCUCACGACCUAACCUACCUGGCGGAGAGAGCCGUACCGUUAGCGAGGAUGAAUGCAUUCAAAAUACGAAUCCUUCCACGUCUUCGCCGGGGUAUCGACCCACGCGUGCUAAUCUACGUCCCUGAUUUUUACGACCUCGAAGAAAUUCGCCUCAUACUCACAGCCGAAUCGCUGGAUUUCUGCUGUAUUCAUGAGUAUACUGAAGAUGCGGAGGCCGAACGAUUUCGGACACUGUUUGCAGAUGGACGUAUCCGAAUUCUUCUGAUGAGUGAGCGGUAUUAUUUCUUUCGCAGACGAAAAAUUCGCGGAGCUCAUACAUUCAUAUUUUACGGACCGCCAACAUUUCCCUGGUUCGUAAAGGAAUUACGAAAAAUUCGCGGAGCUCAUACAUUCAUAUUUUACGGACCGCCAACAUUUCCCUGGUUCGUAAAGGAAUUGUUGGAUUCAGGGCACAAAUCUGAUGGAGCUUCUUCAGAACAACCAACCGCGNGCGGUUCAUCUGAACAUACUGUACUAUCCGCCGUUUGAAGCAGCACAGGUUUCAACCAUCACAGGAAGGAUCGAUAUAUGAUUAUACAUAAGAGGAGCAAUUUGUACAUAUGUAACAAAAUUCACAUAUUGUUGGGGCUUCGUGUUCUCUUCAGUGCACUCAGUCGCUCGGAGCUUUUCCCUUUAUUGUAGACAGGUGUGGAGAUAUCGCCUGCUCAGUGAAUCUCAGUUGUGC